Messenger RNA from Acomys russatus (golden spiny mouse), 1249 nucleotides. Its product is annotated as ADP-ribosylation factor 2. The transcript is spliced from 4 exons. Gene Ontology annotation, molecular function: GTPase activity; GTP binding. The coding region runs from base 20 to 565 and encodes 181 amino acids. The record is from RefSeq and is a predicted model, not a curated record. Gene Ontology annotation, cellular component: cytoplasm; plasma membrane. Gene Ontology annotation, biological process: vesicle-mediated transport; intracellular protein transport. NCBI's taxonomy places the organism in Eukaryota, Metazoa, Chordata, Mammalia, Rodentia, Muridae.
GUUACAGAAUUCAGCUACAAUGGGGAAUGUUUUUGAAAAGCUGUUUAAAAGCCUAUUUGGGAAAAAGGAAAUGCGAAUUCUCAUGGUGGGUUUGGAUGCAGCGGGCAAAACCACCAUCUUGUACAAAUUGAAGCUGGGAGAGAUCGUGACAACCAUCCCUACCAUAGGUUUCAAUGUGGAGACGGUAGAAUAUAAAAAUAUCAGCUUCACAGUCUGGGAUGUUGGUGGCCAGGACAAAAUCAGACCUUUGUGGCGACAUUACUUCCAGAACACUCAAGGUCUGAUUUUCGUGGUUGACAGUAAUGACAGAGAGCGGGUCAAUGAGGCCCGGGAAGAACUAACCAGAAUGUUAGCCGAAGAUGAGCUCAGAGACGCAGUUUUAUUGGUGUUUGUAAACAAACAGGAUCUUCCUAAUGCUAUGAAUGCAGCAGAGAUCACAGACAAGCUUGGCUUACAUUCCCUUCGCCAGAGAAACUGGUACAUUCAGGCUACCUGUGCCACCAGUGGAGAUGGGCUUUAUGAAGGCCUGGACUGGCUCUCCAACCAGCUCAAAAACCAGAAGUGAUCAGAAGCAACCCAUUCCCCAUGCAUCGUGGCAAAGCCAGCUGGCCUUUCCUGUGUGCAUGUGAGCGUGUGAGGAGCCCAUGGGGCUGUGCGGCUGGGAGUGGGGGCAGCUUUCUCACACCGUGCCUUAUACACGCUAUACGAAAACCAGUAUUCCAUGUUAAGAAAACCAGUGUUACAUUUUGAAUGCUACCUUCCAUUUCACUAGCUUUGAUGGUCAUUUUUGCUAAGGCCCCCUGGAUGUGAUAGCCAGAGCAUCUCUAGGCUGGAAAAGAAGAGAGCUAGAGCUGGACAUGGUCCUGUUGCUGCGACCUGGGUCUAGCAUCUCCAUAUACUGGAAUCCUGUUGGACUUCAGUGUCCUAUUGUAAAAAGAAAGGAAGGAUCUGUCAUUCUUUCCCACUGUGCCAAAGCUAGCGGCUCACUUUAAAGCAAUCAAGAAGAAAAGAUACAUUAUUAUGUGAAGAGGGUCAGAGGGGAACACGUCUCCAGAGUUCUGUUAGUUCAGAAUGACUCAUUUAGCUUGUUUUAGCCCAAGGAAUCGGUGACCUUUUUCACUAGAGCACCCAGACUAACACUAGAGAAGUUUCCAGCUUGCCCCUCACUUGCCAAAUGGAACCGCAGUGGGCUGCUGGCCAGCAGGAGGCCAGGACUCUCCCCAGCCACGUGCUCCACAGUGGAGUGUAG